AUGUGUGUGUGUUUGCGCACGUGUGCAAAGUUGUGUGUGUGUGUGUGUGCGUUAGUGAAAGUAGAGCUUUAUUGCCCGGCCAGAAGACCGGCCAGGGCUGUCGCCCGAUUGUGGCCAAUCCGAUUGCGUCUGGCAAGUCGGCUGGACUGGGAAGCGGUAAGUUGUGGCAAAAGUAUUUUCGCCCAUUUUGCCAUUCUCUUCACGAGUGGAUGUCUCGCAACUGAUGGUCAGGCAGUCGCGAGGCCACAAUGGACCCGAGUGCCCCGUGACGGGCCGACCCGGAGCAUGUCAACCGCACACUCCGCGACUCCACGUCGACACACCGCCGGUCCUGUGCACUCGAAGAUGCCUCGCCUCAGGCCCGGAGGCAUGAGUAUACAGCGAAACUUUGACGAGGGAGUAGGAAAUUUGGUAAAAAGUCGACGCAAAAGUUUACAACACACAACUCCAACAUAG
This is a messenger RNA of Protopolystoma xenopodis, 456 nucleotides long. Lineage: Eukaryota; Metazoa; Platyhelminthes; Monogenea; Polystomatidea; Polystomatidae. The record is from the annotation of a GenBank genome assembly.